AUGACCACCACGCCACCAAAAGAACAAUUAUCAGCAAGACAACCUUUUUUUCAGAUACACUAUUUCGCGUCCGCAGCGUCGUUUACACGCAAACAGAGCGAGUCGCUGCCGGCGCCGUUGCCGUUGGCGGAUUUGUUUCCGUUGCUUGAAGCGAAAUAUCCGGGAAUUACGCAGCGGGUGUUGAAGAGCUGCAGUGUGAGUGUCGGGUUGGAUUAUGUGGAUGUUCCUGAAGAAAAUGGGGAAAAUGGGGAAGAAUCUGGGGUGGUAGUGAUGAUUCAGGCUGGCGAUGAAGUGGGCAUUAUUCCGCCGGUGAGCUCUGGGUGA
This is a messenger RNA of Talaromyces rugulosus, 324 nucleotides long. RefSeq lists its product as uncharacterized. Gene Ontology annotation, biological process: Mo-molybdopterin cofactor biosynthetic process. Gene Ontology annotation, cellular component: cytosol. The coding region runs from base 1 to 324 and encodes 107 amino acids. NCBI's taxonomy places the organism in Eukaryota, Fungi, Ascomycota, Eurotiomycetes, Eurotiales, Trichocomaceae. The record is from RefSeq and is a predicted model, not a curated record. The transcript has a single exon.